This is a messenger RNA of Pistacia vera, 1080 nucleotides long. RefSeq lists its product as uncharacterized. The record is from RefSeq and is a predicted model, not a curated record. The coding region runs from base 1 to 1080 and encodes 359 amino acids. The transcript has a single exon. Lineage: Eukaryota; Viridiplantae; Streptophyta; Magnoliopsida; Sapindales; Anacardiaceae.
AUGGGCGACUUUAAUGCAGUUAGAUUUGUGGGGGAAAAGAAGGGAGGUUCUAAUCAAUGGAAUUCACAAUGUGAAGAGUUUAAUGACAUGUGUAAGGAAGCUGAUAUUGAUGAUCUUAAUGCCAUUGGGUCAUUCUUCACUUGGAAUAACAGAGGAAAGCUCAAUAGGAGGAUUUGGUGCAAACUUGAUCGGGUGAUAUGUAAUGAGCAUUGGAGCAGCAGGUUUCCCAACUCUUUUGCAUCCUUCCUUACUCCGGGCAUAUCGGACCAUUGUCCAAUGGUGGUUUAUAGUGGGCUGAACUUUCAAGGUAAGAAAUCCCCUUUCAAGUUUUUCAACUUUUGGGCAGAGCAUGAAGACUUUUUACCUAUGGUGGAGAGAGUGUGGAGUGUGGAGGUGGAGGGUAACCCCAUGUACAAGCUAGUCUCUAAGCUAAAAGCGUUGAAGGUUGAGCUUAAGAGACUAAAUAGAAAAGAGUUCUGGAACAUUUCGAAAAGAGUGAAAUUUGCAAGAGAUGAUCUAGCCCAAGUCCAAGAAAGGCUUGUUGUGGAUCCGGUUGAUGAUGCUAUUUUGCAAGAGGAGAAAGAUAAGGUGGAAAAGAUGGCCAAGCUUUCAAAAGCCGAAGAAUCACUAGCCAAGCAAAAGUCUAGGGUUAAAUGGUUACGGGAAGGGGAUGCUAACACUUCUUACUUCUUUAAAUCGAUUGCUAGAUGGUGGAAUAGAAAUAAGAUUGCGUCCUUGGAAAUUGGGGAAGACUCGGUUACUAGUGAUCAAGAUAGAAUCAAAGAGGAGUUUGUGUCUUUCUACUCAAAUCUUUUUGAAGUUAUGUGUCUGGGUGUUUCCUAUGAGGGCAUGGAGGAACUUAUCAGCCCUGUUAUUUUGGAAGAGGAGGCCAAUUCCAUGAUUAGUGAGGUUUCCAAAGAAGAGAUUCAAGAGACCAUGUUUGGAAUGAGUAAAGACAAAGCACCGGGGCCAGAUGGAUAUGGAGCUUUUUUCUUUAAAAAGCUUGGGAUAUUGUAUGUCAUGAUGUUGUUAAAGCGAUCCAAAAUUUCUUCAAGUCUGGGAAGAUGCUUAGAGAGGUGA